CCAAUCUUCAAUAGUGGUCAUAAAUCUAUUAUGGUAUGGGGAUGUAUUGCACAUAGUGUAAAAGGUCUGCUGAUUAAACUGGAAUUUCCACCUAUAAUUAUGAGUGAGAAGGGCCAGAGACAAGGUAGAGGCUUAUGUGCAAAAGAGUAUGUUGCACAGGUUCUUGAAGGGCCUCUAAAGAACUUUUUUGACAAGAUGGAGCAGCAGUGGAUGUGUCUCAUGCUUGUUGUCAGAGAUGGAGCACCAGCCUACACAAGCCACCUCACAAAAUCUGCUUAG
This is a messenger RNA of Heterobasidion irregulare TC 32-1, 279 nucleotides long. RefSeq lists its product as uncharacterized. The transcript has a single exon. Gene Ontology annotation, molecular function: nucleic acid binding. The record is from RefSeq and is a predicted model, not a curated record. Lineage: Eukaryota; Fungi; Basidiomycota; Agaricomycetes; Russulales; Bondarzewiaceae. The annotation marks the transcript as partial.